Molecule: messenger RNA, 780 nt
Organism: Metarhizium album ARSEF 1941
Lineage: Eukaryota; Fungi; Ascomycota; Sordariomycetes; Hypocreales; Clavicipitaceae
Exons: 2
Coding region: 1-780 (259 amino acids)
Source: RefSeq, a predicted model, not a curated record
AUGAACCCCAAGAAUUGGAAUGACCGUGCAGACAAGGACUUGUUCUUCACCAUCCUGUCGGUCAAAAACAUCGGCGUCAUCAGUGGAACGGAAUGGACCACGAUUGGCAACCACAUGCGAACCAUGGGCUACGGCUUCACCAAUGAGGGAUGUCGUCAACACUUUCAAGGUCUGCGCCGGUCCCAGAACAAAGCCGAGGCAAAACCGGCGGCCCCGGAGACGUCUCGUCGUUUCGACCCGACCCUUAACCCCAUUACUCGUCGACCAGGACCGGGUAGGGGCCGUCCGAGAAAGCUGCCUGCCGGCGCAGGAGCCGAGUCGCCUGCUGACGGAGCCGCCAGUCCUGCCGCUGCUCGUGUUCCAAGCACAAUCCCUACACCAGGGACGACACAGGAGACGCACUCUGCAGACCAGCAGCACGACCAGCAGGAAGCCCGAGCCCGCCAACAAGCGCCACAACCUACCAAGCCAGAGUCUGUCGCCGAAGCGGAAAGGGCGUCGACACCACUGCCGGCAGAAGCGUUGACCACUCCUGCAACGGCAACCACAGACGCUGCUUACGGGGCACCGUCAGAACAGGACGGUGACGCUGACGCUGACGUCGACGCCGACGCCGACGCCGACGCCGAAGCUGACGCCGACGGAACGGAGGAGCAUCCCGCCAAGCGUCAAAGGUUAGACACGCAAGAGCUGGAACACGAACAGCCACUGGACGACGAAGCCGUAUUAGCAUUGGCAGCACACAAUGGCGCCGCAGGAUCUGAUUAUCCCGAAGAGUGA